GAAGAAGAUCGUGGUGGAGAUGGGUGGAACUUUGGAGUAUGAUAAAGUGUGCUCUGCCAUUCGGCUCUUGGGCUCCCGAUUCUUCGCUGACUUGCAGGGUCAAAGGAGCAAUGCAAAAAGCAAAACCUAUGAUGCCAAUGCCCUGGAUGAGGUUUCGCAGGACGAGCCUGAGCGAGCUUUUCAGGCUACCAGUCCCGUGCUGCCCGAGGAGGCAGACCAGGAGCUCGACUCCGAGUUCAUCGAGGCCAUGGUUGCUCAUGAUGACCAGGAUGCUCUUCAAGUACAGUCCUUCGAGGAGGAGCUCGAAGGCUUCUUUCAGGAGACUCCUGAAUUGCAAGAGGCCCUGGUGAGUUACUUGGAGGCCCGUACUCGCUUGCUCCAGAAAAAGAAGUCUCGGGGAUUCUGGCCAGUGGGCAGCACUGGCAAGGGAUCUAAAGGAGGCCGCGGCUUCAAGGGAAAGGGCAAGGGAAAGCCAGGGCGUGAUCAGCUGCUGGCACGCAUAGCCCGGAGCACGUGUAGAGCGUGCGGCGAGCGAGGACACUGGAAAGCCGAGUGUCCAAAGUACGGCCGCCCGGGAUCCAUGAGCCAAAAGGGAGAAGCCACCACCACAGUGGCCGAAGUCGAGGAGACUUUCGCGACGACGACGAUCACAACAGACGACACCGCGUCUGAGGUGCACACCAGUGUGCCUGAGGAAGCCAUCUCCCUGGACGAGGCCCAUUUCGCUGAAAGUGGAACACCUCUCCUAUGGAGCAAGAAAGCGAUUAAACAGUUAGGCGGGGUCAUAGACACCAACGAGGAUGUGUGCCAUCUGACGCGUCUGCAGAAGAGCCUGCAUUUGCGUACUGGCCCCACCGGCCUUUACCUCGUGGACCUUGCCCGCCUGUGCGAGGAAAGUGGUCAGGAGCAGCAGUGCCAGACUGUUGGGAAUUCAGAGACAACUAGUUUCCGUAAAUAUCCGGAGACCGAUAAUGAUUCACCGCAGGUUGAAGUUCCAACACCUGCCACUUCAUCUUGUGCUAGGUUGUCGGACCCAACUCUGAAGUACAGCUUGGCCGACAUAGCCAACAUGUCGCUGCCAGAGCUGGGGAAGCUCACGAUCAAUUUCGGACGUGCCAUGAAGGGGCGGACUUACGAGUCUGUCGUGGAAAACGAGCCGGACUGGACGAAAUGGAUGUGCGAGCACAUGUCCUCCAGUCCCAAGCACUGCCAUCAGGCUUUUCUCCUCUAUGUGGAAAAAUAUACCGUCCAUGCGGAACAGCUCGAAGCUGCUCUCUGUCAGGAUUUCGAGGGCACCGAGCCCGAAGCUGCGCCACCGACAGCACGUCCCAAGCCCAGGGCGUCGCCCAAGAAAGUUCGGGCUCCCGGGGCCGAUCGCGUGAGUCCCGACCAGUGGGACAUGGUGUCUGCAAUCGAGGGCGAGGAACCGCCGCUCGACAGCCAAGUGAGCUCCUUGGCCAGCCGCAUGACUCAAAUGGAGCAUGUCAUGCAACAAGUGCUGGGAGCCAUCCAGCAGAUCUCAGGAGCCCAGCAGAGCGCGUGA
This is a messenger RNA of Symbiodinium necroappetens, 1543 nucleotides long. NCBI's taxonomy places the organism in Eukaryota, Dinophyceae, Suessiales, Symbiodiniaceae. The record is from the annotation of a GenBank genome assembly.